This is a messenger RNA of Phoenix dactylifera (date palm), 3199 nucleotides long. Lineage: Eukaryota; Viridiplantae; Streptophyta; Magnoliopsida; Arecales; Arecaceae. The record is from RefSeq and is a predicted model, not a curated record.
UUGGCAUUGGUCUUAUUCAGGGUUGAUGGCGUUGGCAUCGAUUGAGGGCAUCAGCAUCGAUGUCAGUCUUGAUGUCGAUUGAGGGAAUGGUGUCAACUAGGGUUCGACAGGGGUGAGAGAUCUGAACAUAGUCAAGUGUUCAAAGUUGGGGGGUUUUAAGUUAUAACAAGCUAAACCAUCAUGAUUGUUUGAGCCAUGUCGAUUCCUGGCCAGUUUGGUUUGGUAUACCUUGAGCAUGAAUCGUCCAGUUUGGGGUGGUUCAACAUAUGCUGCAUUAUAACUUAAAAGUACAUAUGAAUUGUACCAUGCCAACAGGUUAUUUAUAAGAUGUGAGGAUGUGUACUUCCAUUAUUCAUGCUAGCUCAUAUUUCUGCAUCAAGAUGAUGCAUUUUGAUACAACCAUAUAUAUAGUGGUAAAAUAUCUAUUUUUUUUCAAAAUUUAUCGGCAUAACCUUUAGAGUAGGCAUGUUAAUAACAAACUAUCAUUAUUUAUGUUGGAUCCAAGGCAUGGAAUUAACAAAGCUCAUCCUAUAGAAGUUUCUUGCAUUAGCAGUUUAUGAGGCUCCCACAACAGCACCUUAGCAGUAUGUGUAUCACAACUACAUUGUGUUUUAAUGAGUAACAAUAUUUCAUAUCUCUUAUCAGAGUUUUGGAGCUCUGUUAUAUUGUUUGUGUCUAAACAUAUUUCUAUAAUGUUAGUUAUAUGUUGGAUUGCUUGAAGCUAUGAAAUACACAUGCUCUAUAUUAGUUAAAAUAGAUUCACAUUAAUUGGUCUUGUGCAAAUAAAUUUAAACUAUAGUUGUUACAGCAUUUCUCUGCACUAAUUAAAGUCUAUUAUAUUAGAUUGAUGGUUUUUAAGAAAAUUAACUUAGUGCAUUUUGGCACGCUAACUUUGUCUUUCUAUGUUGGAGUAUGCUAAGUAAUGAUUGGCUUCAGCAUGAUUUGUAUGUUGUGCAGGUACAUGAUUGCCACAAUUAUGAUGCAAAAUACUUCAAUCCUGGAUCAUAAGACACUUCUGGAUUUAGUUUCAUCCUAGCUUAUGAACUUAGGUGAUAAAAUUGUUGCCUACUUGUUGUGUUAGAUGGAUGGAAAUUAAAAGCAAAUGCAGUUUAUUGUUACCUUAUCAUGAUUUUUUUGGCAUGAAAUAUCUUAUUAAUCUUGAUGUAGUACAUGAAUUAUAUGCCUCAUUAAUCUUGUUGUAUUUUUAAAUUACUGAAUUUGAUAAAACAUUAAAUUUUUAAUUAGAAUGGUCUUGCUGAAACAGUUUGUACUGUGACCUUAAUAAAUGGGCCAUAAACAUAGCUUGAACAAAUAAUAACAGUAAAACUUUACCAUGCGAUGCUCUUCACCUCAUAUUUUUCUUUCGACAUAUUAUCUCAUGCAACCAUAAUGAAAAAUUUUGGACUUAGGCUUUUAACAGGAUAUGUUCUUACUCCAUAUCUACGAUAUAUCUAUUUAACUGACAACUCUUUCAGAGUCUUCUCCAACCGCAUCGCUUGGUAUACAGUCACAAGUUAGCUAUGAAGGGCAAUCAUUAGCUAUGUCUCAUGUGAAUCAGUCUCCAGUGCUGCCACCACUCUUGCCCCAGAAUCAUCAGCACAAAGCCACAUUAGCCACUACACAGGGGUCUGCCAGUCUUUCUCAUACGAUGUCAUCUGUUUCAGGAUUCAGCCGGUCCACUGUGGCUAAUGCUGAUCAGACCUCUCAUUUCCAGAGCAUAUCAAGCGUAUCACAGAACUUUGUUAGUAGUUCUGCAGGGCAAGGUUUAACACCAGAAAGAUAUGCCAAUGGACAAAGGCAGAAUUGGGGUAGGCAACAACAACCACAGGCAUUCAUUUCCCAACAACAUCAACAGCAAUCACAAAACACAUUUGUUUACCAACAUGAGCUUCAGCAGCAAAUUCUGAAACAGAAUGUUUCUCAUCCUUCACUCUUGCAAGCACAGAUCCAACAGCAGCAUCUGCAGCAGCAGCAGCAGAAUUUUUUGCAUCUUAACCAAGUGAAAUCUUCUCAGCAACCUUCAAUGCAAAUGACAUCCAGUCUUCAAUCAGGCCAGUCCAUGGUCCAUCAGAUGCGGCCUACAGUUACACAGUCAGCUUCACAACCCAACCUUCAGAAAAAUCAAAUCCAACAGUGUGUACCAUCUUCACUUAAGCAACAUCCACAGUUAGUUGCAAGACAGAAGAAGCAGGCACAACCUAUUAUACACCAACAAUCAUCUUCACUUCAGCAGGAGUGUACUUCUGUUCCUCAACAAUCUAUCUUGUCGUCAUCACAGAAGCUAAUGGGUCAGCACUCAAGUAUCUCAGAUAUGCAACAUUCCAAGCUACUUGGACAACAAAAUAGUGCCUUGAACAUGAAGCAGCAGCAGAAAAGACUACCAGGCCAGAAAACUAGUUUGAUAAGCAUGCAGCAAGCACAACCAGAGUCGAGUCAACGGAUUAUAUCUUUACAUCAGCAGCAGCAAUUAAGGUCGCAAAGUAACAUUUCCGGACUGAAGCCGCAACUGCAACCACAUCAACAGCAACAGCGGCAGUUGAUAUUUGGAUCCCAUUCUAGUGCCUCAAACAUGCAGCCAAAUGAAUGCACAGUGCCUUCCUCGCAACAAACAAAGGCUGUAACACAGCAACGAAUCCAGCAGCCAACUGUUACAUUCUUACAAUCACAAGGUCGGCUGUCCCAAUACCAGUCAUCUCAACAACAACUGAUGCCUCAGGUUCAGUCUCAGCCUCCACGAUUGCAUCAACAGUUGGCUAUGCAUCAGCAGCCAAAUUUGUUACAACAAGAGAUGCAACAAAGGCCUCAAUCUUCAGGCGCACUGCUUCAACCUCAAAAUUUGAUUGAAGAGCAGAGACCAUAUAUUCAGUCACAAAGAGGGCUUCCAGAGGCAACAUCUAAUACAUUGGUGGAUUCUACAGCACAGAUUGGAAAUGCAGAUGUCGUUGAUCGGCAAGAGGAAAUCUAUCAAGAGAUAAUGUCCUGGAAGAAGUACUCUACAGAGCUCAAUGAAUUCAAUGGAAGGAUUACUCUGAAGAUCGCGCAGUUUCAUGUAUUAUAUCUGUUGACCCAUAAAGCUUUAGAUUUCCCUACAAGUUAAAUAGAAGAAAUGUUUGAAAAUCUAGUUUUUUUCUGCUAAUCAAUCUUGUCUUCCCCCUUUCCCCCCUUAUUUCUACAGCAUGAAGGUGUCAAUGCAGCAACA